AUACUGCAAAUGCUGUCGGGCUAAACUUGUCGCCAGAGGUGGUAACACAAGCAAUUUGCUGCACCACCUUAGCCGUAAACAUGCUCUGGAGUAACAAGAAUGCUUUAAACUAAAAUCAUCGACCCAGGGAGUAAUUCAAUGUAGAACCGCCACUGGGGAGAAGGGUGGAGCGGGUGAUGUGGUUUUGAAAACAAACCCACAUCACCUGCAUGACACCCACACAUGCACACAGAGAAACAGCAGAGCUGCCUCAUACCAAAACCAGGAGGAGGAAAGCAGGUUUCCCCACCUGGAUCCGGGAGACACACCUGAGCCAAACAACCAACAGAACUGAGACAGCGUGUUUAUGAAGGGCCACAUUCAGCAGCAGGUGAAAAUGCCCCGACGGUUGAAUCCCCCUGGUCGUGUCACCAUCACCAUCACCGUCUUCCUUCUCAUUGGGCCGUAUGGGAUAUACAGGAUCCACCAGUCCUUGCUCCAGAUCAGACUAAGUACUGAACCUCAGAUCAAAGUGCAACCCACAGUGCCUCCUCAAUGUGCUGCAGGAAAACUGGUUUCUCAGGGGGAAAAGAUGUCUCUCGUAUCAGUCAACACGACGAAGACGUUGCUGGUAUCAGCCUAUCAGGAGCACCGCAGAGGAAACAAGGAGGUUCGUGUUAUUGCAGUGGUGCAGAGGAGCGAGGCAGUCGACUACCACUGCCUCCUCUGUUGUCAGGAUCAACUGCACAUCUCAAACGGUGUCUGCAGUAUCCACACGAACCACUUUGACUUUGCAUAUGGGACAGCAGACAUCAUGUGUCCUCUCCCCUCAGCCUGUGAGACCGUGUCUCAUAUCACUGUGAUCUCUGCUGCAGCCAAGCCUGAAGAUAAACUGGACAAAGAGUUUAUAGAGGUGAAGAACCAGAAGCCGGAAAGUGACUCCUUUCCUCACAACUUCACCAUCUGCCUCUCCACCAUGUUCGAUUUCACCAACGCUCUGCAGCUGGUCCAGGGUUUGGAAAUGCUGCAGUUACUGGGAGUGGACCGAGUUGUCAUCUAUAAGACCAGCUGCAGCCCUGAAGUACAGCUCAUACUGGACUACUACACCCACAAAGGUUUAGUGGAGGUGAUUUCUUGGCCUGUGUCCAGAUUUCUGAAGGUAUCUCGAGGCUGGCUGCCUGAAGUGGAUCCAGGUGACAUCCACUACUUUGGCCAGAUUCCUGCUCUCAAUGACUGUGUCUACAGAUACAUGUACCUGUCCAAAUACGUGGCCUUGCAUGACAUUGACGAGCUCAUACUGCCCCAGUCAGUCGACAGCUGGUUGGAGUUGUUGCCACUGCUGGAGACGAAAUAUGGAGCUGACCUGUGUUACAUGUUUGAAAAUAACGUGUUCCCCAACACCAUGCAGCCUCAUUCCAAAACCCUGCCAAGCCUCUGGCCCAAUGUGUCCGGGGUGGACAUCCUGGCUCACCUGUACCAGGAGCCUGUCAUUAAAGAGAUUUUUAACCACAACUUCAAGAUCAUUGUCAACCCCCGCGUUGUGUACACUCCCACCGUCCAUGGAUUGCUGGCCUCAGAGAAAGGCUGCGCCUGGGUUGACAGGAAUAUGGCACGGAUGUACCACACAAGAGCUCCGAAACAACCCAAACUGAGCCCAGACCAGCUGAUCUAUGACGACAGACUGAUGAGCUACAGCGCCCGCCUCAUACCAGCUGUAAGUACCGUGCUCAGUAAGAGUGGACUUCUACCAAAGGACAGCAAACAGUAGCCACUGUUCAUGUGUGUCAUAGACUGUAUAUGAAAAGCUGUGUGUGUACACUCCUGUACUGUACUGUACUGUACUGUACUAUCCUUGUGAGAAACAAUCUGACAUUUGGGAAGUGAGGGAAUUUUGUCCAUUCAAGACUUGAUUUUCUGGCUAAGGAUCCUUCUAGACAAGUUUCAAGACACAAAAAUACUCUUUGAACACGCUUUGAAUAAUGUUUAGUGUGUGAUGUGGUUUUUCCACAAAAAAAGUUCUAUUACCUCCUUUAAAACUCUUAAAAUUGCCGUUGUUACGGUUGUUAUAUAAUCAGCGUGUGUGUGGUUGUUGGUGUAUGUGUCUAAGUCUAAACCCAUAACCAGAACUUUACAGAAGAAAAAUGUGGAGAAUAAGACAUAAUAAAGGUAUCUGACACUGGUUCAUGGUGCUGCCCUCACAGACGUCGUUUGCAAAAUAUUUACAUUUGUAAAUGACGAGGUAAAAUAAUCAGAUGGUUUUUUUAAUGGAGCUUCCUUUAUGCACAAAAGGCGGUUUAGACUUCAUGUGUCAUGUCAUGUCUGUCAUUUCUGUCCUUGCUUCACUUGUUUGGGGUUUUUUUCAGCUUUAUACUGGAUCAUUUUUCUUGGGUGAUUGAAAAGUGAUUAACUGUUAAGAUUGAUUUGAGAAGCAGGAUUUUAAAUGUUUGCAGACAGUGAAACAUUUUUCUGUUUCAGAUACACCACUUCAGUUUCAGUGAACGGACCUUUAAACUGAUUUCAUUUACUUUUCAUAGGUUGAUGUGAUUUUAAAGGACAAUCCAUAUGUAAUGUUAGACCACAGAGUAAAGUGUGGUCAGCAUUAGGACGUUUUGUACAAAGAUGAAAGAAACAUAAAGAUAAACUUGAAACUGUUGCUGCAUUUUUUUUUUAUUAAUUGAACUUUUGUUUAUUAAGUUAUUGUGGAGCAUCACUAUCUGGAGCAAAUGCUGUUGUAAAUGACCAAUAAAGGGUUUGGACUGGAAGACA
Molecule: messenger RNA, 2745 nt
Organism: Toxotes jaculatrix (banded archerfish)
Lineage: Eukaryota; Metazoa; Chordata; Actinopteri; Toxotidae
Exons: 10
Coding region: 347-1747 (466 amino acids)
Source: RefSeq, a predicted model, not a curated record